GGGAUUGAAAAAAAUAUGCGCGAGAACAAUCCACGCAGAGAAAUCGAUGUGGAGUUCGGUGAGGUAGAGACGGGUGCCGAGGCUGUCAGGAUGAUCGAGAUAGCCAACAGGAGUUGCAUAGAACAGAUCACGUAUGAAGCUCACAGAGACACCACUACCAAUCCCCUGGAUCACGUGUUCGAAUUAUGCAGCUAUUCGUGGACUUUGUUUUCCGGCCAAGUAUACAAGUGCAGGAUAUACUACCGGCCGUUCGUGCCGUUUUCCGUAAACGUAGAUUAUUUUACGAUCGUGGACUCCGCCGGCGAACGUGCGGAAAUUAGAGUCCGUGGAAUGUGCAUCGGACCUGUAGUUUCCUCUUCCACGACACGAUUAGUCAUGGUGUGCACGGGUGAGAAAUGCGAAACGAAGAAACGGAUCAAGCUCGUCAACGAGUCCAGCACGAAGGCAGUUUUUAUGUUCGACAUCGACCUGGUGCAAAGUUCGUUCAAAGUGGAUCCGGAGUACGGUCACAUUGGACCCCGUUCCCGCAGAUAUGUAACGAUUACUUUCGUACCUCGAGAAGCUGGACUCUACACACACCACUUGCCGUGUCUAAUCUUGAAUCAUAAACCGAUUAUCAUAGAGUUAUACGGCUACUGCGGCUCGCCAUUACGUAAAGCUGAUAUUCAGACUCGUUUUAAUUAUCCGACGAGAUUGAGAAAUGGUUUCGAAGGCUACACAAGCGAUACUAUGCAAGAUCUACCUGUAGUUUCUUUAUCGAAGAGCUACAUCGACUUUGGUCAAGUUCUUGUGGAGACGGAAAUCGCUGCGCAAAAUAUUCCGCAAACGUUGUGCCUCAUUAAUCACAGUCAGUCUGAUGUAUUAAUUAAGUGGGGUCAAGAUGUUGAAGGGAUUUUCAACAUAACACCUGCCACCGCAAGUGUACUAGCGAGUCAGACAGCUCUGUUCGAAGUCGCAUUUAAUCCCACUAGCAAAAGCAAUUUAUUCGUGAGAGAACUCGUCGGAUAUGUUUUUACUAAGCAGCAGGAAGACUACUCUUACGAAGGAGUCCUUGCAUUUCCUACGAUUACGUCCGUGCGAUUAAUUGGUCACUCUUUCCCUGUUUGCCCCGAUGAUUGGAUUCCUCAAUAUGAAAUACCUCGCGUAGUGAAGAUGCCUCCCAGCGUGCCAUCGUUUUUGACUUACACCACUUUUGUAAUAAGGAAAUUCAAUCGUUUGCCAUUGAUGUACUGCUUCGUACCGCCAGCGUCCAGUCGUUUCAUCGUGAAGCCGUUGAUGGGAAUAAUUAAUCAAGAUUACCAAAUUGUUGUAGUCGGAAUGUUACCCGGAAUUGAUAAUGAACACAUUUAUGAAGAACGUUGGGCAAUACAUUUCAAUGGCAAUACGAAAUCAGAAUGUUUCAUAAAUUUUCGCGGAUUCACGGAAUGCGCCAAUAUCAAUUUCAAUAAUCAGAAGAAUGUCAUAAACUUAACGUCGACUUUUCCAGGUUGUCGACAAACGCAAUUACUGCAUAUACGAAAUGUUACGCGACAUAUGAUAAGAUACGAAUUUAUUAACGCGCCACCCGAACUUCAAAUUCAAAAUGCAUCUGGAGAAAUUUAUCCCAAUGAUAUCGUCACUCACAAAUGGGAAUUUUGCCCUUUAUCCAUUGGAGAUUACAAAUUGGAUCUAAACUGCAUCUUAAUUGUAUUAAAAGACGAAAUACCCAUCGGUUCCAGUAUUAACGUAAUGUUACGUGCAAUAGGGAAAUGCGAACUUGGUUUCCUUACAAUUACGGAUCUGCAAUGUUACGGACCUUGUCCCGAUAUGAGCAAGGUCUUCCUGUGGAAACUGAUGGACAUCAAUAGACUGAACACGUUACUCAGAGAAUUACCUCCGGGGACGUCGAAGACCCUGUACAUCAAUUUCCCAGCGAUGGCCUUAUGCGAACGCCCUGCUGUCAUAAAAUUGCUUGUAACAAGCGCAACUGCAGUGAUCGCUUCGUGGAACGUCAAAAGAGUGCAACUUUGCUCCUGCCGACCUGUUGUAAAAACCGAAGGCCUCUCAUUUCAACGUGCGACGUACGAUUGCUUGCACAGAAAAAUAUGUUCCGUGCAACCAAGAACAGGGAAUCUCGAACGAGGAGAGGAGAAUUGGAUAACUCUGGAGCUGUAUUACAUAUUACCAGGCAAGACCGAGGCAAAGUGGGACCUGGAUCUUGGUGACGGUCGUCACAUUUUUCUGAUUAUGGCAAUCGAAGGUUUAUCCGAAUCUGACAAUAAACUCUGUCUUUUGAGUGGACUCGCGCAUUUCAGAUUCCAGCACGUUUAUCUUGGAGACAAGAGUGCCGUCUAUCAGGUAUGUUGGCUGCACAAUGGCACGAACAAUAGUAUCCCUUUCUCCAUACACCCGAGGACGAUGCGCGAAAUAAAUCGAAAGUACUGUUACAAGGUCUUCUCUUGCGCAACCACACAUGCGGUUGUAAAUCCGCUGUCGUCUGUUCCGAUCCUUCUAAAAUUUCAGCCCCGGCAGUUUGGUAUUUUCAAGGGAAAGUUGCGGUUGACUCUGGGUGAUGAGGAGAAGGAACUUACGUUGGAAGGCGAAUCUUCAUUACCCCAUGAACCAAUGAUGGCUGGAGAAUAUGUACCCUCCGAUUGUGGUUCCAGGAAUGACGAUAUUCAUGUGUAUUUCAACACCGACUGCAUAGACAUACCGUGCAUAUCCACGCAUAGUCAUGCAGUGAGGAUGAUUAUAAUGAACAAUAAGUCGCUGCACGAUGUGUUUGCUUAUGAGUGGAAAAGACUCAACAUUCCUGGAGUAAUUCGCGUAGACAUUCAUCCACGGAAAGGCUUGAUAAAACCAAUGUGCGUGAAAACUUUUCGCGCGACUGUUUAUAGUGAAGAACAUCCUUGCGUCAUUGACGUUAAUGUGCCUUGUGAAUUUAUUAAUACUUGUGAAAGGCGAGCUUAUCAAAGAAGUGUCUACAAGCAUGAAGACUUAUGUCGCGAAUUAGAACAGCAAUUUACUAUCACGGAGAAAGGUGUCAGCGUUCCAGAACCAUGGAUAAAAGUUUUGGUGAAACCUCAACCUUUUUAUAGAACCAUAACGAUUCGUUGUUUCAUAUACAGUGUAGAAGAUAAAUUUCUAAAAGUUAGUUUGAAGGAAGAAUUAAUAAGUGCACCGCCAAAACAGAUAUGCAUCGAAGAAAAUGGAAAAUGCACGAUGACAUUCACAAAGGAAGACGUUAAUCGAUCAUCGUUUAUUAUAGAGGGAUUAUUAUGGGAAAUAGUCAAUAGCAAACUGUUCAAGAAUCUGAUGCAAGACAUCUCGCAAGACAAACCGAAUUUAUUUUAUUCACAAUUCACGAUGAAUCCGUGCGAGAGGAAAAGACUGAUACGAAGAUCGUACAUUUCACCACCACGAGCGUUAAUCAAUCAUAUAUUAGAAAAAAUGCUGUUCGUCAUACUGCACGAGGAGUUUGGCUUAAAGGCCACGCAUUUAAUUGAACACACGGACAUCAGACACAAGAGCUACUUGGACAUGGUACCUGGUAUCAACAGAGGAAAGACAAUCAGACGAAGUGUUUAUCACGAAAUAUUUUAUUUCAUUUUUAGAAAACGGUUAUCGAUUAUCUCAUUAUUUGCAAUGCAAUGCGUUUUAGAGACGCAGGUGCAAUAUCAAGAGGGCGUGUAUCCUGAGAAGCCGAAAAUACCUUCGACAAGAAUGUCAAGAAUAUCCUUCGCCUACUAGUCAGAUAACGUACGUAUGUACAUAUAUAUAAUUAUAUAUACAAUUGUCGUUACUGCUGCUAGCUGGUCGUCGUACUAUAAGGAUCCGCGAUCCUUCUGAACACAGCUAAAAAUUUGUCUCCUUUAUUUC
Ooceraea biroi (clonal raider ant) is the source of this 3858-nucleotide messenger RNA. RefSeq lists its product as uncharacterized. The record is from RefSeq and is a predicted model, not a curated record. Lineage: Eukaryota; Metazoa; Arthropoda; Insecta; Hymenoptera; Formicidae.